ACAAUCGAUCGCGCCGCAUCGACGGGAGAGACGAGAUGAACCCUAUCUGCCGCCGCCGCUCCGCGUUGCCGCCGCCGGCGAAGACGACCCCGACGGACGAUGAAAACCUCCUCCCCGAGGUACUCAUCCGUCUCCCUCCGCAGCCAUCCUCUCUCCCCCGCGCCUCCCUCGUCUGCAAGCAGUGGCGCCACCUCAUCGCCGAUCCCCAAUUCCUCCGCCGCUUCUGCGCCCACCACCGGGAGCCCCCCAUCAUCGGCGUGUUCCUGGACUUCUACCGCGGAGACCUCUCCUUCAGGUCGGUCCUGGAUCGCCCGGACCUCAUCCCGCCCGAGCGCUUGUCCGUGCGGUUCGACGGCAUCGAAGGCGGCGGCGUCGAGGGAAACGACGGCAUCUGGUCCUUCCGCCGCUGCCGCCACGGUCGCGUGCUCUUCACCAGAGGGGACCACCUCGGCAAGGGCUGCCGCCACGUACUGGUGUGGGAUCCCGUCACAGGCGACCGCCGCUUCAUAGGCAGUCCGCCGCAGUUGGAUCACGACUGGAGCAAGUCACAUGUGCAAGCGGAUGUGCUCUGUGUUGCCGGCGACAAGGACCACGUACACGGCAGCUGCCACUCGAGCCCCUUCAAUGUCGUCUUGGUGUGCGCCAACAAGCUGGCCGCGCGAGCCUGCGUCUACUCAUCGGAGACCAACUCAUGGGGCGAUCUCAUAUCAACCGAUGUUCCGUAUCACACUAUGUCUUGUGUUGGAAGUCGAAGCAUCCUGGUUGGCAAUUCCCUGCACUGGUUUAUUUUUGGUACUCGGACUGGCAUCCUUAAGCUUGAUUUGGAUACUCGGAGCCUAGCUGUUGUAGAGGUGCCACCGGAUGCCCAUUCUAGUCAUCAUGGCCUCUAUCUGAGUACGCUGGGUGGCGGGCUUGGCUUCAUCGUUGUGUCAGACGACUUCGUAGCUCAACUAUGGGUGAGGACGACUGAUUUUGAUGGAGUUGCUGGAUGGAUGCCGGCACAAGCAAUUGAGUUGAACAAGCUUCUUCCGCUGAGACCAGGCGAGUGGACAAAUCUGCAAACGGUGUUGGGUGUCGCUGGAGAUGAGAAUGUGAUAUUUGUGUCAACAAGUGGAGGCGUCUUCAUGGUCCAUCUUGAGUCCUUGCAGUUUAAGAAGAUUUUUGAAAGCAAUCCUUUCGCCGAAUGUACGACAUCAACCAUCCACCCAUUCACAAGUUUUUUUACUGCAGGCAAUAACAUGAAUGUACAAGGAUAAGGCCUAUAGUCUUUUCCAAUACUUCUGGAGUACCUUCCGUGCUUUCGGUUACUGUAGCAAUUUUGAUACUCCAAAUAUCAAUAGUUUGUUCGGCUGGUGAUGAACUCGUAACAGAGUCUUUUUUAAUAUUUCUUUUGUUUAGUGAGCAGUACUAGACAGUGCGGCUGCUCGUCUAUUGCAGUAUGUGUAACCUGUACUCUGUACCAAGCUAUGAUGGAGAUAUUUUCACAAGAUAUAUAACAGUUGGAAAUUGGCAAGA
Triticum dicoccoides is the source of this 1515-nucleotide messenger RNA. RefSeq lists its product as uncharacterized. The record is from RefSeq and is a predicted model, not a curated record. The transcript has a single exon. Lineage: Eukaryota; Viridiplantae; Streptophyta; Magnoliopsida; Poales; Poaceae. The coding region runs from base 36 to 1256 and encodes 406 amino acids. Gene Ontology annotation, molecular function: protein binding.